AUGAACCUUUACAACAUCACCCUUUAUAACAUCACCCUUUACAACAUCACCCUUUAUAUCAUCACCCUUUAUAUCAUCACCCUUUAUAUCAUCAGCCUUUAUAACAUCACCCUUUACAACAUCACCCUUUAUAACAUCACCCUUUACAACAUCACCCUUUUGAACAUCACCCUUUAUAUCAUCACCCUUUAUAUCAUCACCCUUUACAACAUCACCCUUUAUAACAUCACCCUUUACAACAUCACCCUUUAUAACAUCACCCUUUACAACAUCACCCUUUUGAACAUCACCCUUUAUAACAUCACCCUUUAUAACAUCACCCUUUACAACAUCACCCUUUAUAACAUCACCCUUUAUAACAUCACCCUUUACAACAUCACCCUUUUGAACAUCACCCUUUACAACAUCACCCUUUUGAACAUCACCCUUUACAACAUCACCCUUUAUAUCAUCACCCUUUAUAUCAUCAGCCUUUAUAACAUCACCCUUUAUAACAUCACCCUUUACAACAUCACCCUUUUGAACAUCACCCUUUAUAUCAUCACCCUUUAUAUCAUCACCCUUUACAACAUCACCCUUUAUAACAUCACCCUUUACAACAUCACCCUUUUGAACAUCACCCUUUAUAUCAUCACCCUUUAUAACAUCACCCUUUAUAACAUCACCCUUUAUAACAUCACCCUUUACAACAUCACCCUUUAUAACAUCACCCUUUAUAACAUCACCCUUUACAACAUCACCCUUUUGAACAUCACCCUUUACAACAUCACCCUUUUGAACAUCACCCUUUACAACAUCACCCUUUAUAUCGUCACCCUUUAUAUCAUCAGCCUUUAUAACAUCACCCUUUAUAACAUCACCCUUUACAACAUCACCCUUUACAACAUCACCCUUUUGAACAUCACCCUUUAUAUCAUCACCCUUUAUAUCAUCAGCCUUUAUAACAUCACCCUUUAUAACAUCAACCUUUACAACAUCACCCUUUAUAACAUCACCCUUUAUAUCAUCAGCCUUUAUAACAUCACCCUUUACAACAUCACCCUUUAUAACAUCACCCUUUACAACAUCACCCUUUUGAACAUCACCCUUUAUAUCAUCACCCUUUAUAACAUCACCCUUUACAACAUCACCCUUUUGAACAUCACCCUUUAUAUCAUCACCCUUUAUAACAUCACCCUUUUGAACAUCACCCUUUACAACAUCACCCUUUUGAACAUCACCCUUUACAACAUCACCCUUUACAUCAUCACCCUUUACAACAUCACCCUUUACAACAUCACCCUUUACAACAUCACCCUUUAUAUCGUCACCCUUUAUAACAUCACCCUUUACAACAUCACCCUUUAG
Sebastes umbrosus (honeycomb rockfish) is the source of this 1347-nucleotide messenger RNA. Its product is annotated as protein TsgA homolog. Bases 1 to 1347 code for a protein of 448 amino acids. The record is from RefSeq and is a predicted model, not a curated record. Lineage: Eukaryota; Metazoa; Chordata; Actinopteri; Perciformes; Sebastidae. The transcript has a single exon.